This is a messenger RNA of Patella vulgata (common limpet), 2205 nucleotides long. RefSeq names its product Golgi apparatus membrane protein TVP23 homolog B. The coding region runs from base 33 to 686 and encodes 217 amino acids. The record is from RefSeq and is a predicted model, not a curated record. Lineage: Eukaryota; Metazoa; Mollusca; Gastropoda; Patellidae. Gene Ontology annotation, biological process: protein secretion; vesicle-mediated transport. Gene Ontology annotation, cellular component: Golgi membrane. The transcript is spliced from 7 exons.
UCCACUUCCGGCUGACGUUUCCAACAUCCAACAUGGCAGAUUCCAGUUCAAUUAUGGAAGAAUCUAAUGACGUUACCUUGAAUUUUGGAGAAGAAGACGAAAUUGAUAGACGUAAAAGGUUGAAGCAUCCGGUAGCAGUAUUUUUCCACCUAUUCUUCCGUAUAGCCUCACUAUUAACCUAUCUGUUUUGUAGUUGGUUCAGCAACAGUGAAAUUACUAGCUUUAUUAUUAUAAUUGUUUUACUUUCAAUGGAUUUUUGGACAGUCAAAAAUAUUACAGGUCGACUUUUAGUUGGUUUAAGAUGGUGGAAUUAUGUUGAUGAUGAGGGAAAAAGCCAGUGGGUAUUUGAAUCUAGAAAGGGCAGUAAUCAGACUAAAAUAUCAGCAGAUGAAGCAAGAAUAUUUUGGUUAGCUUUAAUUAUAACAGAAAUGAUCUGGAUUGUAUUUAUGUUUAUAAGAAUGUUUUCAUUCAGUAUAGUAUGGUUUAUGACAAUAAUUGUUGGUAUCUUAAUGAACGGGGCUAAUAUAUUUGGUUAUGUUAGAUGUAAAUAUGGUUCUCAACAAAAGAUGACAUCAGUGGCCAGUAGUUUUUUUACGACACAGUUUUUUAAAUCUAUGUUCUCAUCAGCAGCAAGUACCAAGGGAAAUGAAUCAAAGCCAGGUGGUUCUAAAGUUGGAGCAUUAUGAUGGAACAGUUUCUUUAAUGUUUAAAAACAAACAUUCCUAAAACCAUUGUCUCAAAUUUAUUGUGAUAAAAAUAAAAACAUGUGGAAACAGGUUGUUAAAGGUGACUAAAUUAAACUGUGGUGCUGCUUAUAUAAUAGGUAUACGGUUGAUAAUUACCAGAUAAAUUUUGUUCUUAAGUCAUGGAAAAUGAUUUCGAACAACUAAGGCCAUAUAAAAUGUAUAUUCUGUUUAUCUAAUGCAGCUGCAUCACUUAAAUAAAAAAUAAAAACAGUCUCAUAAAUGACCGCACAUAAAUAUUUCCCCUGGUUACAGGAAGAAACUCUAUAAAAAAAAUUGAAUGAGACCAGAAUUGUACUGUUGUCUCAGUUAUCAAAUAUGCAACCCUGAUAAAUGUAAUUGACAAUCAUAAAUAAGACUGGAUAAUCACACAUUUUAAAAAAACAACAUGACGAGUUAAGUGUAGUGCCUUGAAAUGUGUUGUUUAUGAGAAGUCAUUUAGAACAGUAGUGUUGUUUGGGAUAAAACAAAAACACAAAAAGUUUUGUCAAAGAUUAUUUGUGAACCAGAAUAACUUUUUUGUAUGGCCUAAAAUCUAAUAAUUAGGUUUAAGUAUUUUAGGACUAGAAGUGGUGUUUAGUUAUAAUAUGGCGGUAGCUGUAGUAUGUAGUUUAUUGUUUAAUUAACUUAUACAUUACAUUUAUUACUAUUUAAAAAAUUUAUAAAGAUGAAAGAUCUUGCCACAUAAAUUCGCUUUUAACUUUUAAAGGAAUUUGAGAAAAAAAAAAGACACCAAUUAAAUUUUGAACUAAUUGCAUAAUAUUAUUUAAAAAGAUUGUAAUGCAUAUAUUAUACAGCUCUGAUAUGAUUUUAAUAUCUAAAGUAAAUAUUCCUCUUAAAUAUGAUAUAAAUUCACCAAAAAAAACAUUUUAUCUACACUAGUCUAUUAGCAUACAUUUGCUGAAUCCCACUGUGAUAUCAAAGAAUUCAGCUGCACCUUGUUUUAUUGGAUUUUUUCGGGAUGCUUGUCAUUUAAAAGACCCUGUAUGAUAAGAGACAUCUAAAGAAAAUCUGAUCCCUUAAGUUACUCAAUCAGAAUGAUGUAGAUCAUUUUGCUGUGUCAACUUUAUUUACAUAUAUAAUAAGCAAAAAGAAAAAAAAUGCCCCAAAUCUUUAUAUUAUUUGAUUUAUUAGGUCCAAGUUCUAUUAAUAAAUGUCGAAAGUAAAACAAAAGUAAGGAGUACAAUGUGGAUACCUUACCCGCCAUAGUUAUAAAUGACUAGAAGAGGUUGUGUCUUAUUUCUUAAAUGGAUAAUUCUUAAUGGCAUCUACAUCUGUAUGUAGUUCCUCUUGUAUAUAGUUUUGUUAUGUUUAUUCAUUAAUGUGGUUAUUUGUAUAUAUCUUGUUGAGAUUAUGUAUAUUAAUAGGGUAUUUAAUAUUCAAUUGUUAACAUUCAUUUGUAUCUAUCUCAUGUUUAUUCAUAAAAACUUGAAAUUAAAAAAAAGAAAUGUGCAAAGGUAAA